AUGCAGGCGCAGAUUGCCAGAGAAACCGCGGAGCUCCAGGCGGCUGGCGCGAAUGGCCAUACUGAGCACCUCAAAGAAGAAGACGAUUAUGGCAACGCUGAGGCGCAGGAAGAGGAGAUGGUGGAGCAGGAAGCGCCUGCACCACCACCUUCGGUCGGUCAAAAGCUCGAUUUGCUGCAACUGUUCGGUGGUGCACCGGCUGCUCCUCAACCUGCAUCUCAUACAAACCAACCUGACAUCCCGCCUGCCGGCAUGGAACCCGCUCGAUUCACGGCUUCGACGGAUACCGACUUCUUUCGUAGCUCGCCAAGUCCAGCAGGCGCUCACCAAAGCCACGGCCAAGCAGCUCCGCCCACGCAGCGAAACAUACUGCUCGAUCUCUUCAAGAAGUGA
Molecule: messenger RNA, 393 nt
Organism: Baudoinia panamericana UAMH 10762
Lineage: Eukaryota; Fungi; Ascomycota; Dothideomycetes; Mycosphaerellales; Teratosphaeriaceae
Exons: 1
Coding region: 1-393 (130 amino acids)
Source: RefSeq, a predicted model, not a curated record